AUGGACGACAAGGUGACCGCCCUUUCAGAGGAUGAUGACUUCUCCCUGAACUGUCUGGUCGACGGAAAUCCAAAACCGAAAGUAACAUGGCGGCGGAAGAAUACAAAGUUGUACUGGAAAAACCCUCUCCGGUUCCACCGUGUGCGCUAUGAUGUAGAAGGAAUGUAUCAGUGCGUAGCAACAAGCGAUGGAUUCCUUGAGAAGACGAAGGAUGUUUUCAUCGAUGUUGUGGGAAAACCCUAUAUGGAAGGAGAAGGCGACACAGCGAUGGUAUCUGCCGAUACCGGGGAAACAGUGCGACUUGCUUGUACUGUUGCAGCCGACCCUUUGCCAUCUCGUGUCCAGUGGACCUGGCGAAAUAAUUACGGGUUUGAAACCGAGCUAGAUAGUGCUGAUUUCCGUAUAGUCACAACCAGACGGAACCAGGAAAUGACGUCGUCACUGACCAUACAGAAUGUGGCUGUGAAGGAUGGUGGAAGCUACAUCUGCGAGACAACCAACAUGUUCGGGACUGUCAAGCGAAACAUACACUUGGAGAUCAAAGAAUCCAUUCCAAAGACUGUCAUGAUCCCAGCUAUCACCGGUGGAGUGGUUCUUCUGGUGACAGUUGCUGUGGUGGUUACCAUAGUCAUUUGCAAGAGGAAGGGCUGGAUAUGCAAGUCUUAUCAAGACGACUCCCUUGACCUGUCCGCCUCCCGCCCGAUGCCUCCUGUACCGAAGUACGUGUACAAGACCGGCACCAUUGACUCCGGUGUGGAGGACCUGGAGCUACAGGAGAUGUACGGUACACUCAAGCCUCGGCCUCCGCCACGGAUGGAGAAGAAGUGGGAGUCGAUGAGUGUUUUCUGGCCUCUGGUGGACUUAGUGAGUUCAGAUGUCAGGUGGUCGCUGUUCCUGAGGGAGUAA
Molecule: messenger RNA, 906 nt
Organism: Branchiostoma floridae (Florida lancelet)
Lineage: Eukaryota; Metazoa; Chordata; Leptocardii; Amphioxiformes; Branchiostomatidae
Product: kin of IRRE-like protein 1
Exons: 5
Coding region: 1-906 (301 amino acids)
Biological process (GO): cell-cell adhesion
Cellular component (GO): cell-cell junction
Molecular function (GO): cell adhesion molecule binding
Source: RefSeq, a predicted model, not a curated record